This is a messenger RNA of Hirundo rustica (Barn swallow), 7018 nucleotides long. It is a transcript of the gene DNM3, whose product is annotated as dynamin 3. Gene Ontology annotation, cellular component: cytoplasm; membrane; microtubule. The coding region runs from base 42 to 2630 and encodes 862 amino acids. The record is from RefSeq and is a predicted model, not a curated record. The transcript has 21 exons. Gene Ontology annotation, molecular function: GTPase activity; microtubule binding; GTP binding. NCBI's taxonomy places the organism in Eukaryota, Metazoa, Chordata, Aves, Passeriformes, Hirundinidae.
CAGCGGCGGCGGGCGGAGGAGGAGGUGGCGGCGGCGGCGGGAUGGAGGGGCUCAUCCCGCUCGUUAACCGGCUGCAGGAUGCCUUCGCGGCGCUGGGCCAGAACUGCCUGCUCGACCUGCCGCAGAUCGCGGUGGUGGGCGGGCAGAGCGCCGGCAAGAGCUCCGUGCUGGAGAACUGCGUCUCCAGGGAUUUUCUUCCACGAGGUUCUGGAAUUGUGACAAGGCGACCAUUGGUCCUGCAACUCAUCACUGCCAAAACAGAGUAUGCUGAAUUUCUACACUGCAAAGGGAAGAAAUUUACUGAUUUUGAUGAAGUUCGUCAGGAAAUUGAAGUAGAAACAGAUAGAGUAACAGGAAUGAACAAAGGCAUUUCUUCCGUUCCUAUUAAUUUAAGAAUAUAUUCUCCACACGUCUUAAGCCUGACGCUUAUCGAUUUGCCGGGAAUCACUAAAGUGCCAGUGGGGGAUCAGCCUCCAGAUAUUGAGCAGCAGAUCAGAGACAUGAUAAUGCAGUUCAUCUCUCGAGAGAACUGCCUCAUCCUGGCUGUGACUCCAGCUAACACUGACCUGGCCAACUCAGAUGCCCUGAAGCUGGCAAAGGAAGUGGACCCUCAGGGCCUUAGGACCAUCGGUGUGAUCACAAAAUUGGAUCUGAUGGAUGAAGGAACAGAUGCAAGAGAAGUUCUAGAAAACAAACUCCUCCCUCUUCGCAGAGGUUAUAUUGGUGUUGUAAACAGAAGCCAGAAAGACAUUGAUGGGAAGAAGGACAUAAAGGCAGCUCUUCUAGCAGAAAGGAAAUUCUUCCUUUCUCAUCCAUCCUACAGGCACAUGGCAGAUCGGAUGGGAACACCGUAUCUCCAGAAAGUUCUAAACCAGCAACUUACCAAUCAUAUUCGGGAUACCCUGCCAGCCUUCAGAAGCAAACUCCAGAGUCAGCUGCUUUCUAUAGAACAUGAAGUAGAGGUAUACAAAAACUUCAGACCAGAAGAUCCCACCAGAAAAACAAAAGCCCUGUUGCAGAUGGUACAACAGUUUUCAGUGGACUUUGAAAAAAGAAUUGAAGGAUCAGGAGAUCAAGUUGAUACGCUAGAACUUUCAGGAGGUGCCAAAAUCAAUCGUAUUUUCCAUGAACGUUUUCCCUUUGAACUCGUGAAGAUGGAAUUCAACGAGAAGGAACUGCGGAGAGAGAUAAGUUAUGCCAUCAAGAACAUACAUGGGAUCAGAACAGGUUUGUUCACUCCAGAUAUGGCGUUUGAAGCCAUUGUUAAAAAGCAGAUUGUUAAGCUGAAAGGACCUUGCUUAAAAAGUGUGGAUCUGGUGAUGCAAGAGUUGAUCAACACUGUCAAGAAGUGCACUAAAAAGUUGGCAACAUAUCCAAGGUUGUGUGAAGAAACAGAAAGAAUUGUUGCUGGCUACAUUCGUGAAAGAGAAGAGAAGACCAAGGAUCAGAUGCUGCUGCUCAUUGAUAUCCAGGUUUCUUAUAUCAACACCAACCACGAAGACUUCAUUGGCUUUGCAAAUGCCCAACAAAGAAGCAGUCAGGUUAACAAAAGUGCAGUGGGAAAUCAGGGAACCAAUCUACCGCCUUCAAGGCAAAUUGUCAUCCGGAAAGGCUGGCUCACCAUCAACAACAUUGGCAUCAUGAAAGGAGGAUCCAAGGAAUACUGGUUCGUUCUGACUGCAGAGAGCUUGUCCUGGUAUAAAGAUGAUGAGGAAAAAGAGAAGAAGUAUAUGCUGCCUUUGGACAACUUGAAAGUGCGAGAUGUUGAAAAGAGCUUCAUGUCCAGCAAACACAUCUUUGCAUUGUUUAACACAGAGCAGAGGAAUGUUUACAAGGAUUACCGUUUCCUUGAGCUAGCCUGUGACUCCCAAGAGGAGGUGGAUAGCUGGAAGGCAUCUCUGCUACGAGCCGGUGUCUAUCCUGAUAAAUCCUCAACUGAAACUGAAGAGAAUGGCCAAGCAGAUAAUUUUUCAAUGGACCCCCAGCUGGAAAGACAGGUGGAGACAAUUCGAAAUCUUGUGGACUCCUACAUGUCUAUUAUUAACAAAUGUAUUCGAGAUUUGAUACCGAAAACAAUCAUGCACCUCAUGAUCAACAAUGUGAAAGAAUUUAUCAAUGCAGAACUGCUGGCUCACUUGUAUUCCUCUGAGGACCAGAACACGCUGAUGGAGGAGUCGGCGGAGCAGGCACAGCGGCGGGACGAGACCCUGCGCAUGUACCAGGCCCUGAAGGAGGCUCUGGCCAUCAUCGGGGACAUCAGCACCAGCACGGUCUCCACCCCUGCUCCCCCUCCUGUAGACGACUCGUGGCUUCAGCAGGCACGCAGAUCACCUCCUCCAAGUCCUUCAACUCCGAGAAGACCGACAUUAAACAAUCCCCCAACCAGACCUCUAUCUGGCCGAGGACCCGCUCCUGCAAUCCCCUCUCCAGGCCCUCAGUCGGGGGCUCCCCCGGUGCCGUUCCGCCCAGGACCACUGCCUCCGUUUCCCAGUGCUGAAGCCCAUGGAGGACCACCGCAGGUUCCCUCUCGGCCCAGCCGGACUCCUCCCAGCGUGCCAAGUCGAAGACCACCCCCUUCACCUACUCGGCCCACUGUAAUCCGUCCGUUAGAUUCAUCCCUGUUAGACUAAAAGGAUUUCUGGCAUGUCAUUCGUUGUUAACCAAAUGUGUGGAAACAAAUUGCUUGGUAACUGUCACAAUAACAAAUGUAUAGUCGCAUGUAUGGACAUCUAUAGGCAAGUAACCAAUUUUACUGAUAUACUCUGUCCAUUCUGCCGUGUUUAUUGAGGUCUUCAAUGUUUGGGGAAGGUCUGUGCUGCCUUGACUUUUCCUUCUGCAAUAACUGAUGUUAGCUAACUUACUGACACAUAUCUCCACCCAGACAACUGUGCUCACAGUCCUCUACAGCAAACAGAGGGCUUGACUCUGUGUGUAUUUGUGCAUGUGUUGAUUUGAUCUGCUGCUUUUUUUUUCCUCUUACCUGAAAGGAAUCUUGCUUUUAUGUGUACCUUCCAGGUUUUCUAUUUUCUCUUGUAAUGGCUAAACUGGGCAAAGAAAAGCCAUGUGGUUUCUUACCAAGUUCUUCUGAAGGCCCCACACUUCCAGGUCUCUUGCAAGAGGCUUGCUUCUCCUGUAAAUUCUCCUUAUCCAAAAUUUGGUUUUAAGGAAUGUUGUUAAACGAGGAGGGUGUGUGUGGGACAAGGCAUGUUUUGCUUUCUUUCCAUCCUGGCAGCUGCAAUGCCAGGUUGGCUGGGUUGGUGAGGAGCAGGCUGGAGUGCCCCAGCUCACAGGGCUGGGCAUGGAGCCAUCCCAUCCUGCAGCCAGGAUGGGACAGGGUGCUUUGGAGAGCUGGGGUGUGACAGAGCAGGGUGUGCCAGCUCCCUCUGUCCUGUGCCAGUGCCUGCUCACACUCCUGCUCCCACUGCUCUCCUGGGAAGUGCUGGAGGGGAGUGAGUGCAUGGAAAUGUGCUGUGUGCAGGAUGCAAGGAACUGAGCACUGCUUUGGGUCCUUUUGUGAUGCAGAAGGACACAGAGAUACAGAUACAGGCACAGCUGGGUGUGGGCUCCCCCUCCUCUGCCCACUGUGGGGGCCAGUCCACAGAGCUCCAGCCUAAACUGGCAGCUGAGCUUCCCAAGGGCCAGGUUUGGAUGUGAGAUAUUUGUGAUAUUUUCACAUCUCAGUCAAUAAGUUUCCCUGUGCCCUCUGUGUAAAGAUUUUCUUUUUUCAUUGCACACGCCUUGGUUUACUGUUGCUUUUUCCAGCUAAGUUCUGGGAAGUGCUCAGCUGUGCAUCCUGGAUUAUUUUAGCAGCUGCUCACUUGCAGAGGUCCUCUCUGCAUCUUGUUUUGCACCUUAUAAAUUGAUGCAUUAUAAAAACCUUUUGUCUUAACUGCAUUACUUCACUUUAAACACUUAGGGUCAGUGUCACCCUUAAAAGCUUAGAAGUUAUUGAGUUAACAGAAUGAAACUAGAGAGGAAUUUGGCCUUGUUCCUUCAGAAAAUAUGAAUUGCUGCUAUUACAAUUAUAGUUACAGAUCCCUAGGCAAAGCAAUUGGUGGUUUCAAAAGCCCCCAGUACAAUCAGUCUAAUAAAUGUGUUUAUUGAGACUGCUUGUAGGGCUCCAGUAUGGUGUAGCCCCAUGGUUAGGAAGAAUCAAAUCAAAGAGCCACAACAAAUGGGGAUUUAGCCUGUUAAUUCCCAGGCUGCUGAUUAGCUGUGCUCACCAGUGCAGCAAAUCGUGUUUCAGCUUGCAGAAGAGAGACAACCUUGGGAAAGCAUCAUGAUUUGUAUGUUAGCUUAACUUCAAUUUCCUGUCGGCUCCAUACUUGUGAAACACGCCUGGGGAGUCUGGAGGUCACAUCUGAUGCAUGGUGAAGAUGGAUUUCGUCAGAGCAGUGGCAUCUUGGUGAUCUCAGCAGACUGCUGAAGUUGCUGGUGUUUGGGGAACAGGGCCACAUCUCUAAUGCCAUGUACACAGAAUCAGCUUUCAAGGAAAAGAAAAGGUUGCAAACACAACCACAGUUCAUACCCAUUUUUACUACAAAAAAAGAAACCAUCUUUUGGUGAUGAUUCCUGUCUUCUACACAGCUUUCCGCUGUUUAGUGCUCUCUGCUGUAACCUGUGCUGCAUCUGUUGGAUAUAUUUUUGUAAAUAGCACAGGAGCCCGUAUUGUUGCCUCGCCAGCACUCCUGUAUAUCUGAACAGGGUCUGUCACAACUCUGGUACUGACUGGCAGCUGCCUGCUGAUGGAAAGCCAAGUUUAAUGGCUGAGCCAUAGAGAUCACUGAUAUCACUUCUGCUGCCAGGAUUCCAAAUUCUCAUACUCACUUGGUGAUAGAAGACCAGGUGGGACGGGUCUUUCAGCAACCUGGUCUAGUGGAAGGUGUCCCUGCUCAUGGCAGGAGGCUUGGAACAAGAUGAGCUCCAAGGUCCCUUCCAACCCAACCCAUUCUAGGGUACUGCAAGUCUGGGUUUAUCCCACCAUACCCCAAGGACUCUGCUUAGUUGUCCUUUGUUCAGUGGGAAGAGCGUCACCUCCAGGAGGUGAUUCAGGCUGCUUGGGACACAAGGGCAACGCUGGUAGGUCAGGAGCCUCAAUUACAUGACGCAGAUCCUGGCCUAAAAAUGUGCUUUUAAAUGCUCUCUACUUGAGACUCCCUAAUUUACUUUAAUGACUGUUUCUGCCGAGCAUAAGGAAGUAGGUGGCACAAUUGAGCACUGUCCUUUACUCUGCCCCCAAGAAACCAUUUUUCAGCAGUAAUCCUGAAUUGUAAAUAAAGCUCUCAAGAGUGGAUUUACCCAAAAGAGGAGGAGGAGGAGGCAGUGAGGUGUCAGCACCAUCUGGUUCUGUACUUGAUGCUGAGGGUGCAGGACACAGCUGCACAGCCCUCCUUCCUCUGCUUUCUCAUUCAGAUCUCAUCUAAAUCUGGCCUUGUGCCCUAAAUGCAACACUUUGAGGUGUGCAGGUUAAUGAAUAACCGUGAGCACGAAUCCAGGGUUUGAUGAUUUCACCUCUUCUUGCGUAUGAGCUUGUGAGAAUAAACCACAUGGAAUUGUUUCUAGGAAAAACACUUAAAUGCUUCCCAAGAAAUUGCCACAUCCAAUUGAGUAAGUACUGUCCUCCAGCCGUGGCCCACUUCCUUCUGCUGCUGAGCACCUGGAAUGGGUUGGUUUGUCCCACUCACUCCUGAUGCUGGUGAGUCCCGUCCAUCCUGUCCCUUGUUCUCUCUCCAGAGAGGAGCAGCCUUGGUAGCAACUCACUCAAUGCCCAAAGGAAAGCAGGGCAAGCACCCUGUGGAUCUGCCAGAGGGACUGAGCACCUCUGCAGACCCACUUAGGUGGGAUGAGCCAAGUCUGAACUCUGGUCUGAGAAGCGCAGGUUGCUCUGCCUUGCUCUGAUUCCCUUUGGCACAACUCCGAUUGCCAGGGCAUAGUGGAGCAAUAGUGAAGCAACACUGAUGUUUCUGAUCUGACGUGAGGUACAUAAAGAUCUGGGUGGUGUAGUUGCUAAGUUUCAGGAGGGUGCUCAUCUACUACUGCAUUUAGGCUGAGCCUGGAUGUCUGCCUAGAGAACAUUUCCACCUCACCCCGCCAUGACUGACCGACAGCUGAAGAGCUUGUGCGUGCCGUGAACAGCUCUCGGCCUUGGAUCUCAAGGGACCUUGUGCUAGGGUUAAAAAGAUUGUAUGUUCAACAAAAAGGCUUAUGUACAUAGUUAAUGUGUGUUUAUUUUAUUGCUGAUCUUGAUGCACUUUCUGAGUAAGCCGCCUAAAAGUAGAUUAUUUAUUAUAUUAAAGAAGAUACAUUAUAGGUUAUGGCAUUUCUUGUUCAAGUAUAACAUAGAAAAUAUUAUCUUCUCUGUUCCAGACAGCUCCACUAGCCAUGAUGUGUACAGCCCAUUGAGAUUCCUCACUAGUUCUGUCCUUCUGUCUUAAAAUAGCCCAAACCUCCUGAAUUGAGAUCAGACCUGCUUUGUCCCUGUGCACCAGGGAGCCUCUUGGUGUACUCCUGACACAGCUCCUGCUGCCGUGGCACUGCCCUUGCUCCCAGGCUGGUGCAGAACAGCUCCCUUGUGUAAAUGAAUGUUACUCUGCCUGUCUUUCCUCUUGCUUUGUCUGCAGGCGAGCUGAUGCCGAUGGCUCCUCCCGUCCCGACAGUCCUCCACUCUUGCUUGAUCUAUGAUUUGUCCCGCCUUGCCGGCCGUGUGCUUUACUGCUGUCUCUUUACUUUUCCAGGACGGGGUAAACUAUGACUUCUUUUUUGUAAGAAGCAAACGCUUAAUUUCUUUCUGAUUUUUUUUUUUUUUCUCUGUAUGUUAAUGCCCUACUUCAUGUGAGCCAAAACAUCUGCCUUUGGUUUCGUAAUCUGUAAAUGGUUCCUGGUGUUGACCUUUGAGCACAGCGAGUGGAUUCCUGAAACCGUGGUCAUUACUGAGCAUCACAUACACCUGCUGUAAAAAUGUUAUGCUGCAUUUCUGAACCUGAAAUAAACUGUAAUUCUUGAUGGGCUUUUAUUAUUA